AUGAUCAAGCUUGAACAAGAGGCUGACGGCGGCAGCUCUCCUCUUCAAUCGGUAGGUACUAAGAGAGGUCAGAAUUCACUCGAUGGUCCUACAAGUAAAAGACCACAUGUUGAGGGAGAUGAUAAUGAAGUGGCUGUGAAGAUAUUGAUUCCGUUGGCAGCGGUGGGAGCAAUUAUUGGCAAAGGUGGUGAGGCGUUGAGAAAACUGAGAAGCGAUCAUCAGUGUCGUAUCGAAGUGAGCAAAAGCUCAGAAACAUACCCAGGUACAAGUGAGCGUAUCUGUCUAGUGCAAGGACGCGUUCAUGAUGUUCUUGGUGUCAUUGAAGUGAUACUGCAGAAGAUUAAUGAGAAAUGCGAGGGAUCCACCUAUUCUGAUGCAUUUGAUCACAAAGUAGUUAGCCAUGGAAACGAGGUUUGUUUUGGGUGUUCUGAAACAGUCUUCGAAACAUUCACAAAAAGUCCACUUUUUUUGUUUGGCAAUGCUUUCGAGCCUUCCUUAACGCUACUUACUUGUGCAUGCAUAACAUAUGCGAAGAUUUCGUAA
Messenger RNA from Haemonchus placei, 543 nucleotides. NCBI's taxonomy places the organism in Eukaryota, Metazoa, Nematoda, Chromadorea, Rhabditida, Trichostrongylidae. The record is from the annotation of a GenBank genome assembly.